AUGUCUGCCAGCCCAUCUCCUUCCGCUGGUGGCGAUAGCAAGACAAAUGAACAGGUCCACUUUCGAUUUUGUCGCGAAUGCUCGAACUUGCUUUACCCGAAAGAAGACCGCGUCAACAACCGUUUGAUGUUUACGUGUCGAACCUGCCAUGUCGGCGAGCCCGCAAGCUCAUACUGCGUCUAUCAAAACAAGCUUAACAGCCAAGUCGGAGACACAGCUGGUGUGACUCAGGAUGUGGGAUCUGAUCCUACGGUUUGUCUCCCAGGUUUCUGUGCUCAUUGCGGGGAGGAGAUCACCUGUUACUCUUGCGGCCAGCCCUCUGAAGAUGAGUUGUCCGAAGAUGAUUACGAGGGGUUUUCAGUGCUUUGA
This is a messenger RNA of Aspergillus oryzae RIB40, 369 nucleotides long. RefSeq names its product DNA-directed RNA polymerase II core subunit RPB9. The record is from RefSeq and is a predicted model, not a curated record. Gene Ontology annotation, cellular component: RNA polymerase II, core complex. Gene Ontology annotation, molecular function: DNA-directed RNA polymerase activity. NCBI's taxonomy places the organism in Eukaryota, Fungi, Ascomycota, Eurotiomycetes, Eurotiales, Aspergillaceae. Gene Ontology annotation, biological process: maintenance of transcriptional fidelity during transcription elongation by RNA polymerase II; transcription initiation at RNA polymerase II promoter; transcription-coupled nucleotide-excision repair. Bases 1 to 369 code for a protein of 122 amino acids. The transcript has 2 exons.